This is a messenger RNA of Caenorhabditis bovis, 336 nucleotides long. Lineage: Eukaryota; Metazoa; Nematoda; Chromadorea; Rhabditida; Rhabditidae. The record is from the annotation of a GenBank genome assembly.
AUGGUCGUUUACAAUUGUGUCGACGAUGAGGAUUUCAUUGCGAAAUCCGACUACGGUAUCGGCAAACGCGUAAUUCUGUACUUUUAUUUGAAUCGCGGAGAGAAAUGCCAGAAGAUUCAGCCAGUUUUCGAAGAUCUCUGCCAAAAAUACCAACAAUCUGCAAUCAUUUACACCUACGAAGUAUACAGUGAUGAUUUAUUAGUCGGAGAGGCCUUCAAUAUCAAGAAAGCGCCAACAGUCAUUGUAAUGGAUGACGGAAAUGAGAUUGAGAGGAUCGAAGAACCUGAUGAGGAAACGAUGAAGCAAUUUUUUGAGAGAUACGCCGUCGAACAAUAA